ACGAAGAUGGCCGCUCCCAUCUUGAAAUGGAAGCGGGUUACUAACACUUCUGGACCAGGACCUAGACCUCGUCAUGGACACAGAGCUGUUGCAAUUAAAGAUUUGAUGGUAGUAUUUGGCGGUGGAAAUGAAGGCAUUGUCGAUGAACUGCAUGUGUACAAUACUGCUACCAACCAGUGGUUUGUUCCUGCAGUUAGAGGUGAAAUCCCUCCUGGAUGUGCUGCCUAUGGCUUUGUAUGUGAUGGCACAAGAAUCCUUGUGUUUGGUGGAAUGGUUGAGUAUGGAAAAUACUCCAAUGAGCUGUAUGAACUUCAAGCCAGUAGGUGGGAAUGGAAACGUCUCAAACCUAAGAAUCCCCGCACAGGAUUACCUCCUUGCCCAAGACUUGGACACAGUUUUACACUCCUUGGAAAUAAGGUCUAUCUCUUUGGUGGUUUGGCUAAUGACAGUGAGGAUCCUAAGAACAACAUUCCAAGGUACCUGAAUGACUGUGUUGUUCUAGAAUUGAAGCCAAACUCCAGCAUGCUGCAAUGGGAAAACCCAGUUACAGUUGGGAAUUCCCCACCUCCCAGGGAAUCCCAUACUGCAGUGGGUUACACUGACAAAGAUGGCCGCAGACCUAGACUGAUCAUCUAUGGCGGAAUGAGUGGAUGUCGUCUGGGUGAUCUUUGGCAGUUAGAAAUUGACUCAAUGACCUGGAUGAAGCCGGUGGUAAAUGGAUUACCUCCCCUCCCCCGAAGCCUCCACUCGGCAACAGUGAUUGGGAACCGGAUGUUUGUUUUCGGAGGCUGGGUGCCACUGGUUAUGGACGAUGUGAAGUUUGCCACACACGAGAAAGAAUGGAAGUGUACAAACACACUGGCUUCAUUGAAUCUUGACACAAUGACAUGGGAGCCUUUAGCCAUGGAAGUAUUUGAGGACGCCCUCCCACGGGCCCGGGCUGGCCACUGUUCCGUGGCCAUACACACACGUCUGUACAUCUGGAGUGGGCGUGACGGCUACAGGAAGGCCUGGAAUAACCAAGUCUGCUUUAAGGACCUCUGGUUUCUAGAAACAGAAAAGCCACCUGCACCAUCUAGAGUACAGCUAGUGAGAGCGAGCACUAACGCCCUGGAGGUUUGCUGGGGGUCUGUGCCAACUGCUGACGCCUAUCUCCUACAGCUGCAGAAAUAUGACCUCGUGCCAGCGCAGACACCAACACCCACAGCUACACCGGUUGCUAAUCCUUUAGUCAAGGCACUGCCAGUUUCACAACCGGUUCAACAGACACAACAGCCCCAGGUUCUUCAAACAAACACACCCGUAGCCCAAGUGGUCAGGCAGCAAGUACCAGUUACUCAGAUUCGAACUCUCGGAGGCCAAUUAGCCGGAGCCUCUCCUCACACAAUUAGAGUGACCAGCAUGACACGACCGCAGAUCAGGGGUCCCAUCACAGUACAGACCCUGUCAGGGGCAAUGCGAACAGGCUCACCUCAAAUUAUACAGCAGCAGGCAGGAAUCCGGCAGAUUGUCCAGAGCACUGCUACGACAAGUGGUGGAAUGACCGGUAUUGCAGCACUUGCUGCAGCUGCUGCCGCUACCCAGAAAAUCCCUGGUACAACGCAGCAACAAGUCCUUACAUCACAGAAUUCGGGAAUAAAAGUGGUCACUCCAACCAUUGUUACACCACAGGGCAUGAAAGUUACACCCGUGUCAAGACAGAUUUCUGGCACCACAUUCAGUGGAAACCAGACGAUUCGAGUAGCCCCACCUGGCAGUACCAUAAUCCGCGCAGCUAGCGGGGCAACACUGACUCCAGGCUCUAAACAGAUCAUAACAGUGCAUAAAGCAGGCAAUGUAACAUCAGGGAGUGGAGGCGGCCAGCCACAGAUUGUCACAUUGGUGAAAACAUCGCAAGGCAUGACAGUGGCUACGACCAAAGGCGGGACCCUCCCACAAGGAGCCACCAUAGUGAAGCUGGUCACAUCUCAGGCUGGGGGCCAAGGCAAACCAACAGCGAUCAUCACAAGUCAGUCAGGACAGACACCAUCGAACAUCAUCGGGCUCAGUUCUGUACAACCACAAGGCGCAAGACCCGCAGGGCAAACACAGACAAAGACAGUCAUUCGUACCAUCCCAUCUUCCAUGCUGUCAUCAAUGAAGGCCGGACAGGCAAGCAUUCAAACCACAUCCACAGGGGCCAAAACCAUUGUCAUAGCAGCCCCUAAAGGGGGUGUAGGUGCCGGGCAGACCCCUACAAAGAUCCUCUCCUCCAUGCCGAAGAUCGCUGGUCAGGGCAAUACACAGUUUAUUGUGGUCAGUCCACAGGGCAGCUCUGCAGUCACUGCUGGGUCAUCCUCUCUUGCUUCUGCUGUUGCUGGUCAUGCUAAGACUAUCAAUGUGUCGGCCCUACAGCAAGGCGUGGUCCAAUCUCCGCAUGUCGUCUCACAAGCCACUUCCAGGUCUAACAUCACCAUAGUUACCACAACACCAGGAGGAUCAGGAAACACCAUUAUCAAAACCAUCCCUGCAUCUCAAUUGAUCUCCUCAGCAACCGGCACCACGCCCACCUUUCUUAGCAACCAAUCAAAUUUCACCGUAGUCACCGGGGCCAGUCAUUUCCAAUCUGGCUCAGCAUCGCAGUCAAAACCUGUUCAGAUUACCAUAACACCCCAGGGACAGGUUGCGGCGGCCCCAGUUGUUAUGGAAACUUCUGAAACACCGGCUGAUGGUUCAGGUGACGGAACUUGUACUGACGGAAUACACUGUGGCACGCCACCACCUUGUACGGACGGAAUACACUGUGGCACGCCACCACCUUGUACUGAUGGAAUUCACUGUGGCACACCACCACCUUGUACUGACGGAAUACACUGUGGCACGCCACCACCUUGUACUGACGGAAUACACUGUGGCACGCCACCACCCUGUACUGACGGAAUACACUGUGGCACGCCACCACCUUGUACUGACGGAAUACACUGUGGCACGCCACCACCUUGUACUGACGGAAUACACUGUGGCACACCACCACCUUGCACCGAUGGAAUACACUGUGGCACGCCACCACCCUGUACUGACGGAAUACACUGUGGAACACCACCACCUUGCACUGACGGAAUACACUGCGGCACACCACCCCCCUCAGAAGAUACUCAUUUUCAACCAAUUAAAGACAGUACAUGUUCUGAUGGUAUACACUGCGGCACACCACCGCCUCAAGGUACUUGUGAUGAUGGUAUUCAUUGUGGUACCCCACCACCUUGCACUGACGGAAUUCAUUGUGGCACACCACCUCCACAAGAAAACACUGGAGCAUGUUCCGAUGGAAUACACUGCGGCACACCACCGCCACAAGGAACUUGUGAUGACGGAAUACACUGUGGCACUCCACCACCGCAAGAAAACACUGGAGCAUGUUCUGAUGGUAUACACUGUGGCACGCCACCACCACAGGGUACUUGUGAUGAUGGAAUACACUGUGGCACUCCACCACCGCAAGAAAACACUGGAGCAUGUUCUGAUGGUAUACACUGUGGCACGCCACCACCACAGGGUACUUGUGAUGAUGGAAUACACUGUGGCACUCCACCUCCGCAAGAGGAAGCGGAACAGCAGGAACAGCAAGAAAACCAAGAUGGCGAGGAAUCAGUUAAUGCGCCAAUAACAGAAGGGUUACAACAACAGCAGGCAGCUGAAGAAUCUCCCAUACCAGAGGGUGGUGAAGAAGACCAGGUUGCUAUGGUUUCUAUGGAAGCUGGGGAUGGUUCCAUAGGAACGGAAGGAGAUCAGGGAGUUACAGGGGCCGAGAGUUCACCACUUGAACAGCAACCAGAAACUGCUGAAGAACCCAAACCUGAUAUCAAGGAAGAGCCGAUGGAUACUGCAGAACAUCCUCAGAGUGUUGCCGUACCAGUACAAAGUAUAGACCCAAUCACGGGCCUACACAAUGGAACACCAAUACAGCUGGACACAGCGAGCAGUGUCGGUCUUCUUGGCUCGUCCACAGCUCUCCCGGACCAGAUUUUCGCCACAUCAGGGUCAGACGGUGGUGCACUGGCGGAAUUAAAACCAGAGGAUCUUUUGAUGCCAAAGUCAGAGCCAUCUGAUCUCGCUGUCUUGGCUGCUACAAGUUCUGAUAAUGACCCGCUAGCGACACUGGCCCUGGCGGCAGCAUCUUCUGCAGGAGCUGUAACAGCUGUGAAACAGGAGCAAGCUAGACCUGUACAGGAUUUGAAAACAGUGAUGACAGUUACGACCCCUAAGAAGGAUGGUAACCAGUGGUUUGACGUGGGUAUCAUCAAGGGCACGUCAUGUCUUGUUUCGUACUAUCAUCUGCCUGCAGAGGGCCAGCAGGAUAACGUGGAUCUCAUGGAGAAAAAGGAUCACAGUGUGUUGAAGCGUCAGGAACUGAUGCCAGGCACGGCAUACAAGUUCCGUGUCGCAGGAAUCAAUGCGUGUGGUCGGGGGCCAUGGAGCGAGAUCUCUGCCUUCAAGACGUGCCUGCCCGGCUACCCAGGGGCUCCAUCCGCCAUCAAGAUCAGCAAGGUGGGUUCUAUUAGCACAGACGGAGCGCACCUAUCCUGGGAACCUCCACAGAACACAGCGGGGAAGAUUACAGAGUACUCUGUCUAUCUUGCGGUACGAAACUCUUCCCAACCAGUUGAACAGAAGCCUGGUACAGCCGCCCAGCUCGCAUUUGUCCGUGUGUACUGCGGGCCUAAUGCCUCGUGUGUGGUGAACUCUAGCAGUCUCUCUUCAGCACAUAUUGACUACACGACGAAGCCAGCCAUUAUUUUCCGUAUUGCUGCGAGAAAUGAGAAAGGUUAUGGCCCAGCUACUCAAGUCCGCUGGCUGCAAGACGCAGCUCAAGGAGCAGUGCCUGCUGCAACCAAGAUGGCUGUCAAGAGAACUGUAGACUCGUCACAACUGCAAACAGCACUCUCUCAGAUGAAGAAAAUGAGACCAGACGAAGAAGGCUUGUAACUGCACACAGGUGGUCGUAAAUGAAUGUACCACAAUAUAAUAUAUACACUGUGUUGCUAAAACGGAUGGUCAAAAUUAAAUGUAACACAAUAUAUCAUGUACAUUGUGUUGCUAAUACAUAAGGGGGUGAAAAGCGAAAAAGGUUGCAAGUGAAAUUAAAUCAGGAUCAUUUGACACCAUCUUGCUUUCACACCGCAACAUGUGUUAACCAUGGAUGGGGUUGAGAUUUGAGGUUUUAGCAUCCUAAUGUCGACUUGUUUGUUGAUGUAUAAAGUUUAACUGAUUUAUGAUUAAGACUGAAGGUUUCAAAGUUGUAUAUAAAAUUGUCUCAGAGCAUUUUGUUGUUGGUUCUAUUAAUGAAUGUUACUGUUUUCUAGUUGCUGAUUGUUGUAAUGAAAAUGCUAUAGACUUUAGUCUAUAAAAUACCUUGAAUGAAAUUUGUUAUUUUAGCAUGAUGUUGUUAAUGUAAAAUGGAUGAAAAUGAUCAGUUCAGUUUUAAGUUUAUUGUUAUUAUGGCAAUAUUAAUAUAUGGUUGUUCUUAAUAUAAAGCAAUACACCUGACCAGCUCUUUAACAAGGGAAAUACACCGUAGUUUCGAUGGAACAAAUGUGCCAUAAUUUAGAAGAUGUUUUACCUCGAAUUAAAAGAUAGAUUUCUGAGUAUUAGGCCACAAUUAAUAAAAAGGUUGUUUGCCAGUUCCUGACCAGCUAGUAAAAAAUUCACGACUCAAAUGUUUGUAAAGUCUCUGAUAGCCAUUUUUGUUUUUAUUCUGGAAUUAAUGAGUUAAGCAGUAAAAAACACCUACCAACCCAUGCCUAAAAAACGAAGGUAUGGAUUUAUAAAAGAAUCUAUUUAUAAAUUUCUGAGGAUCUAAUUGCUCCAGGGAGCAAAUUUGAAGGCCUGAUAGCCCUUAAAAGGGCUUGGAAAAGGCCAGUUUGGAUUCUGAGGCCAGCCCCAAAAAGGGAACUUAAGGGUACCCAAAAUCUUAUUGCUAAAAUAAUUUUAUCUGGUGAAUCACAUUCCUGUUAAUUGUGGCCUUAAUCUAGGUAAAAUUGGAUGAAUGUUUUAAUUUUUUGUGGUUGUUAACGUGUAUACAUACUUGUAAAUAAGUUGUUAAGGAUAUUUUGAUGGCAUUAUACUCAGAAUGGAUUGUUAUUUCUGAAUCUGUUUUAGGAGUUGAAUUAUUUUGGGUACAACGUUAUGUGGCAGCAUGAUUCAUCUUGAAAAGGUCGAGAAAAAUAUGUUAUGGUUUCGGCAGUUGUGGAGAAUUGGAAAUACAAUGUAGUUUAAUUUAUUCAAAGGAUGUUUGAAGCAAUAUUCUGCUUGUCUAUAUAUGUAUUAACUUCAUUUCAAGCUUUAUCAAUUGAACUUUAAGGACAGUUUUACCUCUUUUACUAUAGGGCCUAAAUAAAUUUUAAAAAAUUGGUUCAGGUUACCCGUCUCUACAGGAACCUACAGAAUAGAUGCAGACCCUACCAUAUUUUAAUACAUGGUUUAAAACCUUCAAAGCUUUAUACAGAAGAUUACUUGAACAACAUUCUCUAAUGAUGACUAUAAAGCCUGAUAAAAAAAAAAUACCCACCCAAAGUGUUUUUAAAAAGGAUGUAACCCUAACCAAACCAUUUAUUUUUGGUUUAAGAUGAAAUGCCGCUGCCUUCACCGAAGUAUACUUUUAUUUGACCUCUGCAAGGGUUCGUUUUUGUCUGAGUUACAUGUACAUAAUGUUGAAGCAUUUACCAUUAUUUGUGUUUUUCAUUAUCAUGAUCGGUUAUAUCUCAGAUACAUACCAUUAGGGUGAGCCAUCCAUCAUUAAAACAAAAAAAAUGCUACUUGUAAAGUUAGAAAAUGUUUAAAUCAAAUAUUUGUUUAUCUUUUACUGAGAGCUUUUUUUGAUAAAUUCAUUAUGUUAUGUAAAGUGACACUUUUCUUCAAAAUCAAUACAUACACAUGUAUAACAAAAAAAAAAUUGAGUGAUAAACCUUUAACUACUUACUUAACAAUGCAUUUAUGGAAAAUAUAAGCUACUGAUAACAAGAUUGUUACCGUGUAUUUAUCUGCUGAAAACGCAAAACUAUUAAAUGAUUGGUGAGUGCUUAAAGAUUUACUAGGAUCUACUAUCGUUUCAUAAGGUAGAAAAACCGUGUUUUUUAACAAAUUAAACUCAGUGUUACUUUUAAGAACCCUUGUUUUCUACAUUUAUUCUUUCUUUUUUGUAUAUUAUAUCAUUUGUAUUAAUUGUGGUAAAUCUUAUUUGGGUGUAAAAGUGCAUCUUAAAAAAACAAAUAAUUAAAACUGCUAUAUAAUCAUAGUAAAAUUUUUGUUUUAUUAACUUCCUUGAAUAAAUCAUAUAAAAGUCGCGUCAUUAUGGUCUUAAUAAAGAAGUAAUCCUCGCAAAAAAAAUAUAAUGAUUAAUCACUAUAAAUUCAACUUAGAAAAAUCAUAUGGAUGUUAGAUCUGAAAUGCAAAAACACAUCUUUUCAUCCCAAUGAUGGAUGGCUCACUAUAAAUAACUUUCAUAAUGUAAUGAUGAAGUUUGAUAUUAAACAUACUUACGCCCAUUCACGAAGGUCAUAAAUUCAUGUUCAUGCGAAUAUUUUAUUACUAAUAAUUAAGUGCUAUAAAAUUUGAUAAGAAAUUGAUUCAUCGUUGCUCUAUUUAUGUACAUGUUCAUGUAUAUUUUUAUUCCUUCUGAAAUAUAUGAAUUAGUUCUUGUCAUGCCAUGUUUAUAAUAUCAUUUUCAUCAGCCAUUUUAAGAAUCCUAUUAAACUCACUGAUUUCUCUCAAUCCUCAUUGAUAUCUGAAUAACCAAAUUUUGAUCAUUUACAUGUCAUCUUCAUCAUCAUCAUCAUUAUCACUAAUUACCAUCAUCAUCAUUAUCAUUGAUCAUUAUUACCAUCAUCAUAAUCUUUGUCAUCACCAUCAUUAUCAUCAUCAUCAUUGUCAUCAUCAUUAUCACUAAUUAUCAUUUUCAUUGUUAACAAUAUUAUCAUCAUCAUAAUCUUUGUUGUCAUCACCAUCAUUGUCAUUAUCAUCAUCAUCAUCAUCAUCAUCAUCAUCAUCAUCAUUAUCGUCAUCAUUGUCAUCAUCAUCAUCAUCGUCGUCGUCGUCAACAUCAUCAACGUCGUCGUCGUCAACAUCAUUAUCAUCAUUACCCUUAUUUGUUUGAUAUGUUAAAUCACAUCGCUGUAAAUUCAUCAUCAUCAUCAUCAUCAUCAUCAUCAUGGAGAUGACAGAUUCAUUGCUGUAUUAAUUCAAUGCUGAACUGAAUAACACACAAGGGUCUAACAAUAUUGUUUGUCAAAGUACUUCCUUUCAAACCAAAAGGUUGAAUUGUUGUACUACAUAAACUGUAUGCACUAGAACCAAGAACAACUAAAAAUAGAUAAUUUUGAUCUCAGCCCGAAAAUGACAACACCAUUUCUUACCAUGUUGAAAUGGUAGAAUUAGCAGAUUUCAAAUCAGCUUUUAACAUUUCAGUUACGAAGGUAUCUUUUUUUAUAUUAUUUAAAGUUUACUUGGCUGCUUUUAAUCAUGUACACUGUUUAUUAGGCGCUUGAGGAGUAUUAAGUUGGAUUACCUCGGCCUUUUUCCAUCGAGAACAACGUAGGAUGUAUGCCAUAGCAUAAAUAGUUAAGAUUCCUAAAAGUCAAGUCCUUAGGCUUAACUGCAUACUUGUAAUUGAAAUUGUUAAGUGAUCUACUUGCAGCUUAGUUAAAUGUAAAGAAUUCUGACAUUGUAAACCGUCCAUAUACAUCCGAGGUUGUUUUCCAUGGAAAAUGGCCGAGGUGUUUCAAUUGUAUUAUGAACAGCAGCAGUAGUCUCUUUCCCCAAGUAAAACUGUGUACAUUUUCGAAUAAAACUUGGUCAUAAGUAGACCAGAUAUCAAACCAUGAUCGAUAUUGUCCUAGAGUAACUCAUUGAUGUAUAUAAAUGCUAACAUCUAUCUAUUGUACAAAAAUCAUGUAUAUUACAUAUUAAAUAUUCAUUUAGUCAU
Mya arenaria is the source of this 8959-nucleotide messenger RNA. RefSeq names its product host cell factor 1-like. NCBI's taxonomy places the organism in Eukaryota, Metazoa, Mollusca, Bivalvia, Myida, Myidae. Gene Ontology annotation, biological process: regulation of DNA-templated transcription; chromatin remodeling. Gene Ontology annotation, cellular component: histone methyltransferase complex. Gene Ontology annotation, molecular function: transcription coactivator activity; protein binding. The transcript has 25 exons. The coding region runs from base 7 to 4965 and encodes 1652 amino acids. The record is from RefSeq and is a predicted model, not a curated record.